Molecule: messenger RNA, 4608 nt
Organism: Sus scrofa (pig)
Lineage: Eukaryota; Metazoa; Chordata; Mammalia; Artiodactyla; Suidae
Gene: CACNG5
Product: calcium voltage-gated channel auxiliary subunit gamma 5
Biological process (GO): transmission of nerve impulse; neurotransmitter receptor transport, postsynaptic endosome to lysosome; positive regulation of synaptic transmission, glutamatergic
Cellular component (GO): postsynaptic density membrane; AMPA glutamate receptor complex
Molecular function (GO): voltage-gated calcium channel activity; channel regulator activity
Source: RefSeq, a predicted model, not a curated record
GAGUUCGCGGCGCGAGAGGCUGCGGCGGCCGCGGUCACUGGCGCUGAGCGGUUGGUGAGGACGCGACGGGGCGGGCGCCUCCGGGAGCCUCGCGCGGUACCUCCAGCCCCGCGCGCGGAGCCGGCGAGGGACGUUCCACCAGGAUCAGGGGCCGCUGCUGCUCCAGCGAGAGCCCACUGCCUGCUGGUGGCCCCUCGCCUGCCGACCUUCGGGAAGAUGAGUGCCUGCGGGAGGAAGGCCCUGACCCUGCUGAGCAGCGUCUUUGCCGUGUGCGGCCUGGGCCUCCUGGGCAUCGCCGUCAGCACCGACUACUGGCUGUACCUGGAGGAGGGCGUGGUCCUGCCCCAGAACCAGAGCACAGAGGUCAAGAUGUCUCUGCACUCGGGCCUGUGGCGCGUCUGCUUCCUCGCAGGUGAGGAGCGGGGCCGCUGCUUCACCAUAGAGUACGUGAUGCCUGUGAACACCCAGAUGACGUCUGAGUCCACGGUCAACGUUCUAAAAAUGAUUCGCUCGGCCACGCCGUUCCCUCUGGUCAGCCUCUUCUUCAUGUUCAUUGGGUUCAUCCUGAGCAACAUCGGACACAUCCGUCCCCACAGGACAAUCCUGGCCUUUGUCUCCGGCAUCUUCUUUAUCCUUUCAGGCCUGUCUCUCGUGGUGGGGCUCGUGCUCUACAUCUCUAGCAUCAACGACGAGAUGCUCAACAGGACCAAGGACGCCGAGACCUACUUCACCUACAAGUACGGGUGGUCCUUUGCCUUCGCUGCCAUCUCCUUCCUUUUGACCGAGAGCGCAGGGGUGAUGUCUGUCUACCUGUUCAUGAAGCGGUACACCGCCGAGGACCUGUACAGGCCGCACCCCGGCUUCUACCGGCCGCGUCUGAGCAACUGCUCGGACUACUCGGGCCAGUUCCUGCACCCCGAUGCCUGGGUCCGGGGCCGCAGCCCCUCCGACAUCUCCAGCGACGCCUCCCUGCAGAUGAACAGCAACUACCCAGCCUUGCUCAAGUGCCCGGACUACGACCAGAUGUCAUCCUCCCCUUGCUGAGCCCCGCGGCCUCCCUCCCGGGACUUCGGACGGCCAGGCAGCCUUCGCGUGCUCCCUUGCUGGCCUGUGAGCCCCAGGGCCUCGGUGGACAGGCCCGGGCUGCCCCUGCCCCGCCCCGCCGCGCCCCACGUGCUUAGCUGUUGUCACUUGACCCGCGUCCUUUCCCUGCUUCCCCCAGAGUAGCUGCGACUGCCCCAGCGAGCGAGCUGAUUGGGUGAGUGUGUUGGUGGAGCCCCGCCCCUUGAGUGCCAAUCACUGCAGCCACGCCCCCUUUCCUGGGAGAGGAAGGUGUGCCUGCUGUGCGUUCAUCCCGCACGCACACACACCUUCACGGUCCAGGCCACGGCCAGCUCCGAGAUGCCAAGCACCUUACAGAGACCAGGCUGGACCUGUGUGCUUGCCAGGGGGCCUGCCCCUUGCAUUCAUGAUCUGGGCCAAGGAGCCAAAAAGUGACUCUGCUCUGGCGGUCUGGCUGGUUCAGAGUCAUCAAGCAGUGUUCCUUGUAAAAUCCUUUAUCCUUUCUUGUCACCAUAUCCCUCCAUACAGCGCAGUGUCUGCACUCUCCACCUCCCCCUCUGCCCCACAGCCUGUAAAUCUUUCUCCCUCUUCCCCGGCCAGAACUCACCUGCCCCAGCCUUUCUCCCAAAGAGGCUGAGGAUGGGUCUGAGGCCACUCUGAGGACGUCACAGAGGUGGUAAUGGCUGAUGAUGUCUUAAUGUGUAUGGCCCCUGAUGACAUAGCUAACGGGGGCCUUUAAUGCCUUAACCCAAACAAGUGACUCUGACAAUGAGAAUUUCGGGACUGUUUCAAGCCCCAUACCAUCCCUGCUCACAUGGGUUCAAGGCUGUUUCAAAGUCUCAUCAUAUAGACAGACGUCUAUCCCAUCUAAGUAGAGGCAGCUUUCAAAGAGGCUGCCUGACAUUUGGGGCUGGAUUUGCCAACACCUGAGCCUGAACAAGCCAGACUCAGAAUGAUCCAGCUGCUCUCUGGGAGUGACUAUCAACCCGGGGGAGGGGGGUGCCGGUUUAAUCCUAACGUGCACAGCAUCUGCUUCCUGGGUGUGGGGCCUGGGCAGGCAAAUAGAUGCCUCCAGAAGAGGAGGUGGCCUGAUGCCCAUUUUCCUGGCUGGAAACCUGAGCUGGGAGGUACGUAGCACCUUCUGUGAAGUUCGCAGGGGGUAAUGGUGGAAGGACCACCGCAGGACAGGGCCCCUUCAGCUCUCCAAGCAUCUUCUCAGUGUGGCUGCUUUGGGAUUUGAGAUUUUGAGUAGCAAAACGACGCGGGGCUCUUGGCUGUGUAUUUCUGCCCUGCCAGCUUUUCUCUCUUUCUCUUGCUCUCUUUAAGAUAGCAUUCGGGGGAGUUCCUGCUGUGGCUGAGCGGGUUAAGAACCUGACUAGUACCCGUGAGGAUGCAGGUUCGAUCCCUGGCCUCACUCAGUGAGUUAAGGAUCUAGGGUUGUCUUGAGCUGGGGUGUGGUUCACAGACGCGCCUUGGAUGCUGAGUGGCUGUGGCUGUGGUGUAGACCGGCAGCAGCACUUCUGGAACAGGCGGCCUUUGAAAGAGCAAUGCGUUUGUUCACUCCGCCUGCCAGGGGCCGGUCCCUUAGAUCACAGACAUUUCUAUUCCAGUUCUGGAAGCCGAUGUCCAAGGUCAAGGUGUCGGCAGAUCUGGUUUCUCUCGAGGCCGUGUUCCUCGGCCUGCAGAUGGCCAUCCUCUCCACGUGUCCGCAGGUGGUCUUUUUCCUGCUCACCUGCAGGCCCCAUGUCCAGAUUCCCUCUUACGAGGACACCAGUCAGAUUCCAGAGGGACCCAUCCUAACAGCCUCGUUGUGACUUAAGUCCCUUCAUUAAAGGCCCAUCUCCAAAUGUGGCCACAUUCUGAGUCCUGGAGGUGGGGGCCUCAUCAUAUGAAUAUGGGGCAUGGGGGGGGGCACAGUUCGGUCCAUAACAGGCAGGUAGCUGGAUUAUCCCGCUGUUUCGCAGGAGAGUAGAGGGGACUAAGAAAAGCCACUUCUGCUCCCAGUCCGGCCACCAACCCGGCAUGCACCCUGGCCAAUACUCUUCUGCUCUGAGGGCUUUGGCCUCAAGUAUUUAUUUCCAAGCUCCUCUCCCACACACCUGCCCCCAACCCUAAUGAAUCAGCCUCUUGUAGAAAAGCCCUCAUAUGUGACGGCUCACCCCUCGCCCAUACACUGAUGGCAACUGUAAAGCCCCCACGUUCACUCCGUCGGCAUCUGCCAUGCCCUCUAGUCCAUGGUUACCAUUUGCGGAUGAACGUGGAAACCGCGCUCUCCCCUCAGCAAAGGACCAGGUUAGUGCAGUUGGAGACACGAGGUAGCAUUUCCAAACUGAACAGCUGUUUCGAUGUGCUCUGCUCCAAUUUGUGUCCAUGUAAUCGGCUCCUCGGAUGCACUUUCCCCUCCCUGAAACGCUUUCUCUGUCACUGUGCCAGGCUUGUAUUUGUGCACAUGGAAAAAAAUAGAAUCCACUCCCGAACACCAGCCGAUGGUUGACUGUUGACAUCAUUAGGGCAGGCCUUUAUUGGCCUGGAGGCUGAGCUGCUGAGUCCGCCGCUCUUACCCUGGGAAGGUGCAAUUUACACGUAUCUUAGGAUCAGGUUCUGGGUCCUGUUCUCCCCCGGGGAUGGAUGACUGGGUCACUAACUGUGGAACCACAACUGUUCCUUUUCUGUCUAUAAAUGAACCUCAGAACUGAGGCCUCUUUGCAGCCUCUCUGCAAUCAAAAGAUUUUUAUCAAAUAUUAAAGUGUAUAAACUCAACUCAGACACUAAUCAUUAGGGGCCCCUUCCUCAAUCCACUUUCUAAUCUUUCGUGUCAUCACUUAAAGAAAAGACAGAGAGGUUUUUAUUUUUUCACCUUCAAACCAUGGGAGGGGGAGACUAAUACCCUCCAAAUCUGAUGUCUUAGGGAAUUAAACCAUUCGGGGCUACCAGCUGGGCGGGGGAACAAUUCUGACUUUUGACCCCUCUCAUCUGGAACUCAUCAGCCUCCUUCUCCCUCCAGGGGUUGGGCUGCGGUGCCCCCCUGCCCCGCCAGACACCCAGAGAUGACCUUGAAAGAAAUGGUCUGUUAAGAGGGCUGCAUGGAGCUGCCAGGGGGCACUUUGGGGCAGCUUACCAGUGAUGUUCUGGGGGACCACGUUUCAGGAGCCCCCUCCUUCUCGUUUGGGUAACUGUCCUUCCUCCCUAAGUAAAAGUGGUGUGCUAGUGUUCUCCAGAGUCACAGAACCCACAGGAGGCGUAGAAAGAGAAGUUUAUUUUAAAGAGUUGGCUCCCGUGAUGGUGGAGGUUUGGCAAAUCCAAAGCCUGGUGAGGGAGGCCCGAAGGCUGAAGACUCAGGGAAGAGUCGCAGUUUGAGUCAGAAGGCUGCUCGCUGGCAAGCUUCCUUCCUGCUUGGGGGAGGGCAAUCUUUGUUCUGUUUAGGUCUUCAACUGAUUGGACGUGACCCACCACAUUCUGGAGGGCGAUCGGCUUCAUUCCAAGUCCACCAAUUGAAAUGUCACUCACAGCUAAAAAAAAAAAAGAAAGAAAAAAAAAAAGCCUUCA